Messenger RNA from Lycium barbarum (goji berry), 971 nucleotides. Its product is annotated as small ribosomal subunit protein uS17-like. The record is from RefSeq and is a predicted model, not a curated record. NCBI's taxonomy places the organism in Eukaryota, Viridiplantae, Streptophyta, Magnoliopsida, Solanales, Solanaceae. The transcript is spliced from 6 exons. Gene Ontology annotation, biological process: translation; mitotic sister chromatid cohesion. Gene Ontology annotation, molecular function: structural constituent of ribosome; cohesin loader activity; double-stranded DNA binding. Gene Ontology annotation, cellular component: cytosolic small ribosomal subunit; ribosome. The coding region runs from base 618 to 902 and encodes 94 amino acids.
UUUGUGAAGUAUUUUUCUUCUCAUUUUAACCCUUCAAUUACUUAAAUUCACCUUCGUUUCCAAAAACCCUAGCAUAGAAUUAUCUGCUUAAUAAAUACUACUACCAGUUCGAAUCUCUGUUUUUGUCAAAUAACGAAGAAAUAUGCACUUGUAACUCCUUUUAUAACAAGUUUAUUUAGUCUAAGUCACUUCCUUUUCUCUAUUUUUUAUACUUCUCAUAGCCUCUACUGUGAAAUCCUUUUUCAGGUGAUGUAUUUUGCCUUCUUCUAACGUGUAAUUCUCUGAAACUUUUAUUGGAGUAAUAGUUUUUGAUUUGUUAGUUGUUGAUCCGUUUGGCCAUGGAAAUUGUGAGUAUUUGAUAAAAAAGUAGUUAUUGUUUUCAAAGUGAAAUUGGAGUUGUUUUGGCCAUGAAUACAAAUUGGAGUUGUUUUUCAAUUUUUGUGAGUGAAAAAAUAAAUAAAAUGAAAAAAUUUCCGGAAUUUUAUGGCCAAACAUGAUUUCCGGAAAAAAGUAAAAAAUAUUCAUGGACAAACGACCACUUAUGUCAUAACUAUUUUUUUUUUUGGGGGGGUUGCGAUUUGCUUCUGCAGUGAUAGAAUAGGUCAAGGACGGUCAACAUGUAUAUAAAACAGGUCAUAAUUGAAGGGUAUAAGAGUUAUAAGGAACAAGUAGCCACUGAAGAUUUCAGUCCGAGAGUUAACUGUGUUGUUGGUGCAAAUGGAUCUGGCAAAUCUAACUCUUUCCAUGCAAUCCGUUUUAUUGUAAGCCACCUCUUUCAUAACCUGCGCAGUGAAGAAAGGCAGGCUUUGCUUCAUGAAGGAGCAGGUCACCCAGUAUUAUCUGCUUUUGUGGAAAUUGUAUUUUUGAUAAUUCAGACAAUCGAAUGCCGGUACAUACAUUGACAAGAAAUGCCCAUUCACUGGCAAUGUUUCCAUCCGAGGUCGUAUCCUUGCUGGUACAUGCCACAGUGC